AUGAUGAAAAUUGUGAUUCUUGUCCUGGCUCUCGCUGCCUUUGCUUACACAUCUGUAGUAGACGUCAUUCCCCAUCACAGCAGGCAUGGGUAUGGCAACGGAAUCAGCAGCCGAUAUUUCAGAAAGGCUCAAGGUCAUGGCUAUGGGUAUGGACUCGGAUACGACGGAUAUGGAUCUGGAUACCGUGGCCUAGGACUGCAAGGAAUUGAAUAUGGUCGUGUCGGAGCCGGUUAUGGAGGAUACGGAUAUGGAAACGGUAAUGAAGGUUACGGCUAUGGAGGAUACGGUUAUGGAAACGAUUAUGGAAGAUACGGAUACGGAUACCUUUGAGUAGGGUAUGCUGAAUAAAUAGGAGCAA
This is a messenger RNA of Uloborus diversus, 358 nucleotides long. RefSeq names its product neuropeptide-like protein 30. The record is from RefSeq and is a predicted model, not a curated record. The coding region runs from base 1 to 330 and encodes 109 amino acids. The transcript has 2 exons. Lineage: Eukaryota; Metazoa; Arthropoda; Arachnida; Araneae; Uloboridae.